UGUUGAAGGUUGUCCUAAGCAUCAUGUAAGACCAGCUUAAACCUUUGAAGCUCCCCUGACACCGUCCAAGUCUGAGGUGCACAGGACUUUAUGGGGCAAGGGUAAUAAGGUUUGUUUAAAAACAAGGCAAGCUACUCUAGUUUAAUGAGGCCAGUUAGGAAAGCUUUCCCAGAGUGGGAUGAGGGUACCAUCUCAGUUUGGAGGUAGAAGUAAAGUUUUACCUGUUCUGAGUGUGCUUACGAUUCUCUGCAUUGGAAGGGGGCGUUUGAAGUAGGUUGGCCCACAAGCAGCGGAGUUAGAAUUGAGGAAAAUGGUAGUUGAGACCUGGAAGUAUUGAGUUUGGGGAGAAUGCUUUUCACUUUAUGCAAACGAGAAUUCGCAGGACAAAGACCUUGCCUGGCUGUGUACUUCCCUUCAUCCCUGUAUGUUUGUUUCCUACCCUGAAGCCUUAAGAAAGCACUGAGAUCGUGACCUCCGGAAACAUUCCACUAGACUCAACUGCUACCAAGUGUACAGGCUUCAAGUUGCUGGUGGCGCCAGGCAGAGCAGCUCAGGUGGGCUGUAGGGUGGGGCUUAAGGCGAAGUCCCGCCCUCUCGCUUGGCUCUGCCCUAGCACCUGCCAGGUGUUGAAGCCUAAGCUGCAGGACGCCAGAGCCGCCGGCCGGCUUCUGUUGGCUAAGUUAGUGGAGAUCACUGGUUUAAGAUCACGCAGCUUGGAAAGUUGAUGGGAAGUGUUGUGUCUCCUGGGGACAAGCCACUGCUGAACUACUUUUAAGACUGAAUGGAAGCGAGCAGCCUUCUGUGCUUAGGAGCCCAGAGCCCAGGAGGGGCUUCUGCAGGCUGGCCUUGGGGGUUGCAGGAACCUGAAGCCUCCAUUCUCAUGACCUGGAAGCCUGCACACUUUCUGCAUUCCUGGAAGGGAGUCCUGCUCACAUGCUUGCCAACGGUUGGGACCAGGACCAGGAAGAGGAAAGAGAUGAGCCGUCAGACUGCUACAGCAUUACCCACUGGCACCUCAAAGUGUCCACCAUCCCAGAGGGUACCUGCCUUGACCGGCACAACUGCAUCCAACAAUGACUUGGCGAGUCUUUUUGAGUGUCCUGUCUGCUUUGACUAUGUGUUGCCACCUAUUCUUCAGUGUCAGAGUGGCCAUCUUGUUUGUAGCAACUGUCGCCCCAAACUUACAUGUUGUCCCACCUGCCGGGGCCCAUUGGGAUCCAUUCGCAACUUGGCUAUGGAGAAAGUGGCCAACUCAGUACUCUUCCCUUGUAAAUAUGCCUCUUCUGGAUGUGAAAUAACUCUGCCACACACCGAAAAGGCAGAGCACGAGGAGCUCUGUGAGUUCAGGCCUUACUCCUGCCCCUGCCCCGGUGCUUCCUGUAAGUGGCAAGGCUCCUUGGAUGCCGUCAUGCCCCACCUGAUGCAUCAGCACAAGUCCAUUACCACCCUGCAAGGAGAAGACAUAGUUUUCCUUGCUACAGACAUUAACCUUCCUGGUGCUGUUGACUGGGUGAUGAUGCAGUCUUGUUUUGGCUUUCAUUUCAUGUUAGUCUUGGAGAAACAAGAAAAAUAUGAUGGUCAUCAGCAGUUCUUUGCAAUUGUACAACUGAUAGGAACACGCAAGCAAGCUGAAAAUUUUGCAUAUCGACUUGAGCUAAAUGGUCAUAGGCGGCGAUUGACUUGGGAAGCGACUCCUCGAUCUAUUCAUGAGGGAAUUGCAACAGCCAUUAUGAAUAGUGACUGCCUAGUGUUUGACACCAGCAUUGCACAGCUUUUUGCAGAAAAUGGCAAUUUAGGCAUCAAUGUAACUAUUUCCAUGUGUUGAAACGGCAAUCAAAUAUUUCUGGCCAGUGUUUAAAAUUUGCAUUUGACUUCACAGAGAAUAAGGCACCCAUCUGCUUGCCAACCUAAAACUUUCCUGGUAGGUAGAAGCUAGACAUGAAGGUAAAUAAAAAGAAAAGCUGUUAAUACAGGAAACAGUUGCAUGUAGUAACACUAAUAUAUUUAAAAAUAAUUCAACAGUAAACCACUGAAAAAAAUAUAUAUACCCAAGAUGGGCAUCUUUUGUAUUAAGAAAGGAAACAUUGUAAAAUAUUUCUGAACUUUGUGUUUGUUGUAGAUUGAUUGUAUUGUUGACAAUUUUUCGGGGGUGUGUGUCUGUGCACGCAUGCGUGCACGUGUGUGGUUGGUUUUCCUUUAACUGACAAGCCAUCUGCGUGGUCAUGGACCACUGUUUUCCCCUUGUGAGUCAACACAUAGUGCUGCUGUGGGUUUGUUUUUGUUUUUUUGUUUUGUUUUUGUUUUUUGAUGUGUGUAUUUGCUAAUUUUUAUUCUAGUUUUUCAUUAAAUAAAUUUUGACUUUCUUUUCUGUAAUUCAGGUUUUUCUCACUUUUGUACCUUUUAAGUUAGUGUCUUUGAUAUUCAUAAUUGCUUAAUGUCAAAAGUUUGUGUUCAGUACAUACUUUCUUUUCCUUCAAUCAAUUUAUUAGAAAUAUUUUUAAUUUAGCCCUUUUGUGAAAAUAGGAAUUCCAGAAAGGCAAGGUAGCAGAGCAGCUGUCAAGGCUGAAGGGAGUGCAGGAUGCUUUUGUCUCUCUAGGUUACUGUCCUACGGGAGUCACACUGUCAGGUCAGGCUAACUCUUUGAAAGGUUAGCUUAGGGAGUAAACUCUGAUUUCUAUAAAUUAAAAAAAAUCAGGCUUUUCCUCUCUUCAUAUGUCUUGGGCAAAUCACAUGUUUGAAUUGGUUCUUGUAUUUAUUGGUUUUGCAAAAGAGUGCAGCAUCAUACACAGUAUUUGUAAUUAAAGUAAAUCAUUUGUUUUUUAAAAAAGGCAGUUUGCAAAAAAUGUUUUUGGUCUUUUAUAAUUCUCAUUAAAAGAUUAUCUGGCAAAUUAAAAAAAAAAUUUA
Messenger RNA from Mus caroli (Ryukyu mouse), 2904 nucleotides. RefSeq names its product siah E3 ubiquitin protein ligase 1 (gene Siah1). Lineage: Eukaryota; Metazoa; Chordata; Mammalia; Rodentia; Muridae. Gene Ontology annotation, cellular component: cytoplasm. Gene Ontology annotation, molecular function: ubiquitin conjugating enzyme binding; ubiquitin protein ligase activity; zinc ion binding. The record is from RefSeq and is a predicted model, not a curated record. Gene Ontology annotation, biological process: multicellular organism development; proteasome-mediated ubiquitin-dependent protein catabolic process.